UGGAAGCUCAUUGCGGUAGCGCUGGUCCUGGCUGCUGGUCCUGAUGCAGUGCCUGUUGGUGGACUGUACUGAUAUCCAAUUAGAGUCUAAAGGGACUGAGUUCCUGCUGGUGAUACAGACGGCAAGCGGUAAUACCCGUGAACAAGAUGACGGCCAUCAGCUCAGAGCCUCCCACUCUGGCUUCAAAUGAACAAAACAAGCACCUGAGAAUGGAUACACCUGGGGAGGAAGAAGCCAUCCUGGGAGGAAACACUCCUGACCCAGAGUCUCUCAGACAGAGGUUCCGGUGGUUUUGUUACUCCGAAGAGGCUGGACCCAGAAAAGCCCUGAAUCGGCUCUGGGAGCUCUGCCUUCAGUGGCUGAGACCAGACAUCCACACGAAAGAACAGAUUUUAGAGCUUUUGGUGUUUGAGCAAUUCCUGUCCAUUUUGCCCGGGGAGAUCAGGAUUUGGGUAAAAUCACAACGCCCUCAGAAUAGUGAGAAAGUGGUGACCUUAAUAGAGGAUUUGACCCGAACGCUUGAAGGAAAGGAAGUUUCUCAAGAUUCUGUUAUUUCCCAAGAGGAGAACCCUGAAGAAGAUACAACGGUUUCUGUCCUUCCAAAUACUGAGUCCGGGGAACCCAUGACAUUCAAGGAUAUAGCUGUGAAUUUUUCCAGAGGAGAGUGGAGGAAGCUGGAACCUUUUCAAAAGGAGAUAUAUAAGGAAGUGCUACUGGAGAACUGUAGGCACCUAGAAUUUCUGGGCUUUCCAGUUACCAAAUUAGAUGUGAUUUCCCAGCUACCGUGGGUUGAACCAGGGCUUCUGGAAAAAGAAGUCUCAAAAGGCUCCAUACCAGAGUGUGAACCUAGAGGUGAAUUGAAGGAAUCUGUUCAAAAUCAAGAUGUUCUUAUGGACGAAUCGACUUUAGAAAAAACAAUAGAUAGGUACUUAAUGUGUGGUGAUUAUGGCUUGAUGGGAGAAUCCUCCAAACGCGGCAGAUUAGAGAAGGGCCGUAGCAAUAAGGAAUGUUCGAAAGUAGCAGGCACACAAAAGAAAACUCAUGGGAGAGGCAGUAAGGGUGAGGAAUUUGACUCAGAAAAGGGCCCCUCUGCAAGUAAUGCCAAGGAAACUUCGGAUUUAGUUAAGCAUCUGAGAGUCUACUUACGGAAGAAAUCUCGGAAGUAUAAUGAAUGCAAGAAACGCUUUAGUUUUCAUUCAGACCUUGUUAUGAACCGCAAAGAGCACACUGGAGAGAAGCCACGGAAACGUAAGGAAGGCAGGAAAGUCUUAAGUCACUCUUCAUCUCUUACUAAACAUCAGAAACAUCCGAAAAUUUAUAUGGGUACCAAGCCCCAGAAGUGCAGUAACUGUGGGAUAGACUUCACUCAAAGCUUAUCCCUUGUUAAGAGAAGAAAAACCCCUAUAUGUGAGAAAUGUCGGAAAAGUAAAUAUCAGGAUACAACCUCGAAUAAAGAUGAGGGAACAGAGACUGGAGAAAAAUCCCCCAAAUGUAGCAGAUGUGGAAAAUCCUUUGAUUAUAGUACCACACUGUCCAAACAGCAGAAACUUUACCUUGGUGGAAAACCCUCUAUGUGCAAUGAUUGUGGGAAAGCUUUCAGUAAGAGUGCAUCCUUCACACCCCGUCGUAGAGCUCAUAGUGGAGAGAAACCCUUCAAAUGUGAUGAUUGUGGAAAAGGUUUCACCCUAACUGCCCACCUCAUUAAACAUCAACGAAUUCAUACAGGAGAAAAACCCUAUAAAUGUAAAGAAUGUGGGAGACCCUUUAGUGACAAUUCAUCUCUUAUUCAACAUCAGCGAAUUCAUACUGGAGAAAAACCCUAUACAUGUAACGACUGUGGCAAAUCCUUUAGUCAUAGCUCAUCCCUUUCCAAGCAUCAGAGAAUUCAUACUGGAGAGAAACCCUAUAAAUGUACUGAAUGUGGAAAAGCCUUUAGACAGAAUUCUUGCCUUACCCGACAUCAGAGAAUUCAUACUGGAGAAAAACCAUACCUAUGUAAUGAUUGUGGAAUGACUUUCAGCCAUUUUACAUCUGUAAUUUAUCAUCAGCGACUUCAUUCAGGAGAAAAACCCUACAAAUGUAGUCAGUGUGAGAAAGCCUUCCCUACCCAUUCUCUCCUUAGUCGUCAUCAGCGAAUUCAUACUGGUGUGAAACCUUAUAAAUGUAAAGAAUGUGGAAAAUCCUUCAGUCAGAGCUCAUCUCUUAAUGAACAUUAUCGAACUCAUACUGGAGAGAAACCCUAUGAAUGUGACUACUGUGGAGCAACCUUUAGUAGAAGCUCAAUCCUUGUAGAGCACCUAAAAAUUCACACUGGAAGGAAAGAAUAUGAAUGUAAGGAAUGUAAGAAGACAUUCAAAAGUAAUUCAGGCCUCAUCAGACAUCGGGGAUUUCACUCUGGAGAGUAA
Messenger RNA from Myotis lucifugus (little brown bat), 2405 nucleotides. It is a transcript of the gene ZNF483, whose product is annotated as zinc finger protein 483. NCBI's taxonomy places the organism in Eukaryota, Metazoa, Chordata, Mammalia, Chiroptera, Vespertilionidae. Gene Ontology annotation, biological process: regulation of transcription by RNA polymerase II. The transcript has 6 exons. Gene Ontology annotation, molecular function: DNA-binding transcription factor activity, RNA polymerase II-specific; RNA polymerase II cis-regulatory region sequence-specific DNA binding. Bases 147 to 2405 code for a protein of 752 amino acids. The record is from RefSeq and is a predicted model, not a curated record.